AUGGAGGCUCCCAAGUAUCAGUGCGAUGUUUGUGAGAAGAAGUUUAUAAGGAAACCUGAACUGAUUAAUCAUGAACGUGUUCAUAGUGGAGAACGGCCUUAUAAAUGCGAUGUAUGCGAGAAGAAAUUUGCAUGGAAAGCGAACCUGAAUAUCCAUAAACGUGCAGUUCAUAGUGGAGUACGGCCUUAUAAAUGCGAUGUAUGCGAGAAGAAAUUUGCAUGGAAAUCGAGCCUGACUGUCCAUAAACGUGUUCAUAGUAGUGUACAGCCUUAUAAAUGCGAUGUAUGCGAGAAGAAAUUUGCAUGGAAAGCGAAUCUGAAUGUCCAUAAACGUGCAGUUCAUAGUGGAGUACGGCCUUAUAAAUGCGAUUUAUGCGAGAAAGAGUUUGCAUGGCAUUCGAGUCUGACUGUCCAUAAACGUCUUCAUAGUGGUGUACAGCCUUAUAAAUGCGAUGUAUGCGAGAAGAAAUUUGCAUGGAAAGCGAACCUGAAUAUCCAUAAACGUGUUCAUAGUGAAGUACGGCCUCAUAAAUGCGACGUUUGCUCAUCCAGUUUCAAGCACUUGAACAGUAUGAAACAACAUCGGAUGCGGCAUUUUAAGAAAAAUGAAAAUGUAAAAAGUACAUAAUUUUAAAAGCAGUUUGAAGAAACUACUAAUUGACUA
Molecule: messenger RNA, 663 nt
Organism: Wasmannia auropunctata (little fire ant)
Lineage: Eukaryota; Metazoa; Arthropoda; Insecta; Hymenoptera; Formicidae
Product: zinc finger protein 233-like
Exons: 1
Coding region: 1-627 (208 amino acids)
Cellular component (GO): nucleus
Source: RefSeq, a predicted model, not a curated record